This is a messenger RNA of Phascolarctos cinereus (koala), 3720 nucleotides long. Lineage: Eukaryota; Metazoa; Chordata; Mammalia; Diprotodontia; Phascolarctidae. The record is from RefSeq and is a predicted model, not a curated record.
GCCGCAGUGUCCUCCCGGCCGGCUCCCCGCUCCCCGCACUCCCGGCCCCGGCCCCGGCCCGGCCCGGCCCGGCCCCGCAAGCACGAUGAGCUACAGCAGCGCGGACGGGCUGCUGCAGGGCCCCGUGUACCCGCUGCCCCUGCCCAUGGGCUUGGGCCGCAAGAGCGCCGCGCUGGUGCGCUCGGCCGCCGGCGGCUCGGCGUCCAGCGGCUUCCACUCGUGGGCGCGGAGCUCGGGCUCGGGCUUCCGCUCCCGCGGCGCGCUGGCCGCCUCGAGCACCGAGAGCCUGGACUCGCUCAACGGCGAGGGCCGCGGGGCGCGCAACGAGAAGGAGCUCCUGCAGGCGCUCAACGACCGCUUCGCCGGCUACAUCGACAAAGUGCGGCAGCUGGAGCUGCAGAACCGGCAGCUGGAGGGCGAGGCAGCCGCGCUGCGGCAGCAGCAGGCCGGCCGCUCGGCCAUGGGCGCGCUCUACGAGCGCGAGAUCCGCGAGAUGCGCGCGGCCGCGCUGCGCCUGGGCGCCGAACAGGGCCAGCUGCGCCUGGAGCACGAGCGCCUGCUGGAGGACAUCGCGCACGCGCAGCAGCGCCUCGACGACGAGGCGCGCCAGCGCGAGGAGCUGCAGGCAGCGGCGCGCGCGCUGCACCGCUAUGCUGACGAGGCGGGCCUGGCGCGCGCCGAGCUGCAGAAGAAGGUGCAGGCGCUGCAGGAUGAGGGCGCCUUCCUGCGCCGCCGCCACGACGACGAGGUGGCCGAGCUGCUCAGUCAGAUCCAGGCCGCGGGACCCCCAGACGGCCGCGACCUCGUCAAGUCCGACGUGACGUCGGCGCUGCGCGAGAUCCGCGCGCAGCUCGAGGGCCACACGGUGCAGAACACGCUGCAGUCCGAGGAGUGGUUCCGAGUGAGAUUGGACCGCUUGUCAGAAGCUGCCAAAGUGAACACAGACGCCAUGCGCUCGGCCCAGGAGGAGAUCACUGAAUACAGACGUCAGCUGCAGUCCAAGACCACCGAGCUGGAGGCCCUCAAGGGGACAAAGGACUCUUUGGAGAGGCAGCGUUCAGAUCUGGAAGACCGCCAUCACGCUGAUGUCAUCUCCUACCAGGAAGCUAUUCAGCAGCUGGACAACGAGCUGAGGAACACCAAGUGGGAGAUGGCGGCCCAGCUCCGGGAGUACCAGGACUUGCUGAAUGUCAAGAUGGCCCUCGACAUUGAAAUCGCAGCCUACAGAAAACUUCUGGAAGGAGAAGAGUGUAGAAUUGGUUUUGGACCAGGUCCUUUCCCCUUUCCUGAGGGACUCCCUAAAGCCCCCGCUGCUUCCACACAUGUAAAAGUCAAAAGUGAAGAGAAAAUCAAAGUGGUCGAGAAGUCCGAGAAGGAAACGGUUAUUGUGGAAGAACAAACCGAGGAGAUCCAAGUGACUGAAGAGGUGACUGAGGAAGAGGAGAAGGAAGAAGAGAAAGAAGCAGCAGAAGAAGAAACUGGAGAGAAGGAAGAAGAAGGGGAAGAAGCAAAGUCCCCAGAGAAGGAAACCAAGUCUCCUCCUACAGAGGAGGUCACAUCACCAGAGAAGGCCAAGUCCCCCCCUGAGGUCAAGUCUCCAGAGAAGGAAGAGGUCAAGUCUCCAGAGAAGGCCAAGUCCCCUGUGAAAGAAGAGGUCAAGUCACCUCCUGAGGUCAAGUCUCCAGAAAAGGCCAAAUCCCCCAUGAAGGAAGAGGUCAAGUCCCCCCCUGAGGUCAAGUCUCCAGAAAAGGCCAAAUCCCCAGUGAAGGAAGAGGUCAAGUCUCCAGAGAAGGCCAAGUCCCCCACAAAAGAAGAGGUCAAGUCCCCCCCUGAGGUCAAGUCUCCAGAGAAGGUUAAGUCCCCAGAGAAGGAAGAGGUCAAGUCUCCAGAAAAGGCCAAGUCCCCCGUGAAGGAAGAGGUCAAGUCCCCCCCUGAGGUCAGAUCUCCAGAAAAGGCCAAGUCCCCAGUGAAGGAAGCAGUCAAGUCUCCAGAGAAGGCCAAGUCCCCCGUGAAAGAAGAGGUCAAGUCACCUCCUGAGGUCAAAUCUCCAGAAAAGGCCAAAUCCCCAGUGAAGGAAGCAGUCAAGUCUCCAGAGAAGGCCAAGUCCCCCGUGAAAGAAGAGGUCAAGUCCCCCCCUGAGGUCAAAUCUCCAGAAAAGGCCAAGUCCCCAGUGAAGGAGGAGGUCAAGUCUCCAGAGAAAGCCAAGAGCCCAGUGAAGGAGGAGGUCAAGUCUCCAGAGAAAGCCAAGAGCCCAGUGAAGGAGGAGGUCAAGUCUCCAGAGAAAGCCAAGAGCCCAGUGAAGGAGGAGGUCAAGUCUCCAGAGAAGGCCAAGAGCCCAGUGAAGGAGGAAGUGAGGUCCCCUGCAGACAUCAAAUCCCCUAUAAAGGCUAAAUCCCCAGAAAAGGAAGACGUAAAAUCCCCUGAGAAAGAAGACAAGGAGAGCGCCCCAAAGAAAGAAGCGAUAAAGUCCCCUGGCGCACCUGUCAAAGAAGAAGGAAAACCUCAGGAGGCUAAAGUGAAAGAACCCCCCAAGAAGACAGAGGAGGAGAAAGCCCCAGCCAAAGCAGAAGAAAAAAAGGACAGCAAGAAAGAGACACCCAAAAAGGAGGCUGAGGAGAAACCCAAGGAACCUCAAGUGGGAACCAAGACAGAAGGAGCUGAGAGCCAGAAGGCAGCCCCAGCCCCGGAGCCUCCUUCGGCCCCUGCAAAGGGGGAAACCAAAGAGAAGGAGCCGGCAAAGCCCCAAGAGAAGAAGGCAGAGGAGAAAAAGGGGCCAGAGCCACCCAAGGCAGAGAGCGACCCCAAAGCCCCCAGCCAGCCAGCUGCGAAGGGACCCGAGAAACCAAAGCCAGAGGAGAAGAAAGCAGAGGAGAAGGCAACUGAAUCCCAGAAGCCCGAAGAGAAACCCCACCCUGACCCAGAGCCAAAGAAGAGGGCAAGGCCCCUCCCAAAGAACCUGCCAAAACAGAGGCCCCCAAACCCAGCAAGCCCAAGACCGAGAAGGUGGAGAAAUCCUCCAGCACCGACCAGAAGGAGAGCAAACCCUCUGACGAGAAAGCCAAGAAGGGCGAUAAGUAGCCAAGGGAAUCAGGUAUGGCAACACCCACAUGGAGCAGCCAAAGAAACUCGGACGGGUCAAUCAACUCUAAUUUAUUUUAUUCCUGCCUCCCGCAAGAGACUGCCCUCAGACUGCAGGGCACCCUCCUUUUCCAAGCUGGAAUUCCUGGUAGCAGUACAUAGGAAAAGAGGGAGACAGGAAAACCAGAUCCCCCUCCCCCUGGAGGUCCCCAGCCCCCAGCCCUCAACCCUCACCGACGAUGGUCAACUAUGUUAUGAUAGCUUAACUAGCAGAAUGUGAUAUAUGCCGAAUGCCACAUGUAAACACUUGACUAUUUAAAACUGCCCCUCCCCCUCCCAAUAAGUGCAUUUAUUUCCUGUAUGUGCAAUCAAUCGAUGGACAAAUGCAAUAAUGAAUGUACGCACCGUUAGAAGACGCAUUAUGCUUGAGAUGUCUUAAAAUGGUACGGAUGCCUUUUUUUGUUCAUUUUCCAAAGGAAAUCUGUCGGCCCCCCUGGUGCGGACACGGCUCUGCUGGAGGGUGGGCCCAGAGGAUGCAGGGUCAGCCACAGUGUCAAUCAUGCCACAAACUCAGAGGAGCACUGUUCAACUUGAGGCCACUUUCAAUUGCUUGUGUGCAAUAAAACAAGAGUGCUUAUAAAA